Molecule: messenger RNA, 300 nt
Organism: Durusdinium trenchii
Lineage: Eukaryota; Dinophyceae; Suessiales; Symbiodiniaceae
Source: the annotation of a GenBank genome assembly
AUGCCCUUUGCUCCUAGUAGCGUUCCCGGGCUCAUUUUUCUCAACAGAAUCGAAACGAAAGAGGAGGGUGAAGGGGAGAGCUUCGUACGAUUGCGCAAGCGACGGCAGUGGAUGGCGAAUUUGGCGAGGGUGAACAGUGCUUUAGGGAGGUUGGAGACCAUCGCUCUUAGGUUGGAGCCAUUGCUAUCAGGUUGGGGCAAAGGGCAAAGGGUUGUCCGGCUGAAAUUUGUGGCAGAAUUUGACCGUGAAAUCUGUUUGGUGCCCUAUUUGAUGGAUACUUCCGAUGGGAUUCCGUUUUGA